This is a messenger RNA of Phalaenopsis equestris, 1399 nucleotides long. Its product is annotated as nicotianamine aminotransferase B-like. Gene Ontology annotation, molecular function: transaminase activity; pyridoxal phosphate binding. Lineage: Eukaryota; Viridiplantae; Streptophyta; Magnoliopsida; Asparagales; Orchidaceae. Bases 53 to 1261 code for a protein of 402 amino acids. The record is from RefSeq and is a predicted model, not a curated record. Gene Ontology annotation, biological process: amino acid metabolic process; biosynthetic process. The transcript has 7 exons.
GGAGGAAUGCAACCCUCUGGUUCGACAGGUGAAGUCUUCCAUUAGAGGAGUGAUGGCGGAGCUGCUGGCUGCUGUAAAUCCUUCAAAGAAGCUCAUUUCUCUGGGCACCGGCGAUCCGGCGGUUUAUCCAAACUUUUUCGGCGGCGGUCGGGAGGUUUUCACGGACGCCGUAAAGGCUACGGUCUCCUCCGGUCUGUAUGACUCCUAUCCUCCGGCAUUCGGCCUCCCCCCGGCUCGCCGUGCUGUAGCCGAGUACUUGAGGAGCGUGGUGAAAGGCUCCGGCUAUUUGCGCGGCCAUCCCCUCCAUCUACGCGACAGCGAUGUCUUCCUCACGGUCGGCGCCACGCAGGCUCUGCAGACCACGCUGUCUGUGCUCGGCCCCGGCAUUCCCGGCGGCAACAUCCUCCUCCCUCGUCCUGGCUUUUCUCUCUAUGACUCCGCCUGCGUGCUCGCCGGCGUCGACUGCCGCUACUAUGACCUCCUCCCCUCCCGCCGAUGGGAAGCCGACCCCUCCCAAAUCCGAGAACUCGCCGACUCUCGAACCCUCGCAAUCGUCGUUAUCAACCCUAACAACCCCUCAGGCGCGGCUUUCUCCGGCCACCACCUCCUCCAGAUCGCUGAGAUUGCUAGGGAUUUGAACAUUCCCAUCAUCGCCGAUGAGGUCUACGGGGGAAUCGUAUUUGGCGGCGGAAGGUUCAUUCCCAUGGCAUGCUUUGCUUCCUUCGCUCCUAUAAUCACCAUCGGUUCUUUGUCCAAACGCUGGAUGGUUCCUGGAUGGCGAUUCGGUUGGUUUGCGAUCUACGAUCCGAAUGACACCCUUCAUGAGGUGAGAAACGCAGCGGAAAUAAUGAUGAACAUAAAUCCCGGGCCAUGUUCUGUAAUUCAGGCUGCAGUUCCAGCAAUUCUGUCGGAUGCAAAUGAUGAAUUUCACGAGAGUGUGAUAGCUUUAUUGGAGACCUGUAUGGAUACGCUUUAUAAAGGAUUGCAGCAAAUUGAAGUUCUGGAAUGCUAUUCCAGGCCUCAGGGAUCCAUGUUCAUGAUGGUUGAGGUGGACACGACCCGCCUUCUUGGCAUUGAGAAUGACAUGGAUUUUGCAAAGGAGUUGAUGAAAGAGGAGUCUGUGUUGGUUUUGCCAGGUUCGGUUAUUGGAUUGAAGAAUUGGAUUAGACUAUUCUUCGGACUUCCGACGGAUUUAUUGAGCGAGGCAUGUGAUCGGAUGAACUCGUUUUGCAAGCGGAGGAUGGUUAAAAAUGCAUGGUGAAGUUUGUUUCUUUAUGGAGAUGGCUAGAGCUAAUUAUCAAUUCUAUAAAGCCUAUAUAACUCACUCUAUCUUUUUUUGUUGUAUGUUGUGAGAUCGGUGAUCGGGCUUUUAUUAUUGAUUUUUAUCUUUUAUGAGCUA